AUGAGAAUUCUUUCCUUAGUUGUUGCUGGGCUCAUUCUUCUUGUUCAACUUCACCCAGGCAGUGCCUCACUUUACAGACAGCACCUCUGUUCAAAGCUGGAUGGUCACUGUGCGAUUGACUGCCUUACCUUUGAAGAAAAGAUCGGGGGCUGUCGGGCUGACUUAACACCUCUGUGCUGCAGAAAAAGAAAGAAACACUGA
Arvicola amphibius (Eurasian water vole) is the source of this 201-nucleotide messenger RNA. RefSeq names its product beta-defensin 13-like. The record is from RefSeq and is a predicted model, not a curated record. Bases 1 to 201 code for a protein of 66 amino acids. The transcript has 2 exons. Lineage: Eukaryota; Metazoa; Chordata; Mammalia; Rodentia; Cricetidae.